This is a messenger RNA of Xiphophorus hellerii (green swordtail), 3154 nucleotides long. Its product is annotated as glucose-6-phosphate exchanger SLC37A4-like. Gene Ontology annotation, biological process: glucose-6-phosphate transport; phosphate ion transmembrane transport. The transcript has 9 exons. NCBI's taxonomy places the organism in Eukaryota, Metazoa, Chordata, Actinopteri, Cyprinodontiformes, Poeciliidae. Gene Ontology annotation, cellular component: endoplasmic reticulum membrane. The coding region runs from base 1 to 1353 and encodes 450 amino acids. Gene Ontology annotation, molecular function: glucose 6-phosphate:phosphate antiporter activity. The record is from RefSeq and is a predicted model, not a curated record.
AUGGCGGCCACAGGCUACGGUUACUACCGUGUGGUCAUCUUCCUGUGCAUGUUCACUGGCUACUCACUGUAUUUCUUUAACAGGAAGACAUUCUCUUUUGUUAUGCCGUCAGUGAUGGAGGAGAUAGAACUGGACAAAGAUGACUUGGGUAUGAUCACCAGCAGUCAAACCAUGGCCUACGCCAUCAGUAAGUUCAUCAGCGGCGUGCUGUCGGACCAGAUUAGCGCCCGCUGGCUUUUCUCCAUCGGCCUCUUCUUGGUCGGAGGCAUCAACGUGGCCUUCUCUUGGUCUUCAACUGUGUCCAUGUUCUCCCUGCUCUGGUUCAUCAACGGCCUGGGACAGGGCUGUGGGUGGCCCCCAUGUGGGAAGGUGCUUCGGAAGUGGUAUGAGCCGUCCCAGUUUGGAACAUGGUGGUCUGUACUGUCCUGCAGCAUGAACCUGGCCGGAAGUCUCGGCCCGCUCAUGGUCACGGUGCUCCUGCAGUAUUACGACUGGAGGACGAUUCUGGCCAUGUCUGGUGUGUUCUGUGCUGCUUUCUCAUUGGUUUGUCUGGUAUUCAUAAAGAAUGAGCCGAAGGACGUGGGCCUUCCCAGCAUCGAAGCUGCAGCUAAGAAGGGCGUGAAAGGAGGCAACAGUGAGAGCACCCUGAGCGAAUUUCUCCUCUCUCCCUUCCUGUGGGUCCUCUCUCUGGGCUACUUGGUUGUUUUUGGGGUGAAGACGGCAGCCACUGACUGGGGGCAGCUAUUCCUCAUGCAGGAGAAAGGCCAAACUGCUCUCAUGGGCAGCACCUACAUGAGUGCACUGGAGGUCGGGGGGUUUGUCGGCAGCCUUUCUGCAGGUUUCAUCUCGGAUAGAGCCGUAGCCCGUAAAGGCUUGAGCAUUCAUGGCAACCCUCGUCAUGGCCUGCUCAUUCUCAUGAUGGCUGGCAUGUAUGUGUCCAUGUAUCUGUUCAGAGUGACCAUCACACCUGAAGUACCAAAGGAAGCUCCUUUGUGGGUCCAGGUCAUCCAUCCGGUGUCUGUUCUACUUGGAGUCUCAGAGAAAGAGAUUUGGAUUCUCUUCCUUGGUGCCAUGUUUGGGUUUUCUUCUUAUGGACCAAUCGCCUUGUACGGAGUGAUAGCAAGCGAAAGUGCUCCUUCCAAUUUCUGUGGAACGUCUCACGCCGUCGUCGCACUGAUGGCAAACGUGGGGGCUUUCAUGGCAGGGCUUCCCUUCAGCACUGUUGCCAAGCAGCACAGCUGGGACACGGCCUUCUGGGUAGCCGAAGUCAUAAUGGGCAUCACCACCAUUGCGUUCUUCCUUGUGCGCAACAUGCGCACCAAAAUGGGACGAAUCGCAGAGAAAAUGGACUAGUGCAUAUUUUUAGGGGGGUGAACUAUUCACACAGUACAGCACAGUGAUUUAAUAGGAGCUUUAUUAUACAAACUAAUGUCAAACACAAAUUAAUCUGAAGAUCUUUCCAUUCUAAAUUUGUAGGUACUCAGGGGGGCUGUAAUUUUAUCACUUUAUAUUUGUAAUGAAAUUGUCACUUACACAGAUUUAACCUUCACCAGCACCAGCAUGCAGUCGAUUAGUUUUAUUCACAAGCUUCUGGACAGAUCUCUGGACGUAUGAUGCAUUGUAAAGGAAGCCACCCUAGCAUGAAUGUCUUUACUGAUGUGUUGUUUUCUUUCUCAAGAUGAAUCAUUUGCGCUGUUCACUGCAUUAAUUACCUAAAGAAUGUAGCUAUACACCAUCAAAAUUUCAGUCGAAUGUUUAGAUCCAUUGUGGAGAUGAAUGUCAGAUUAAUCUGGGGCUUUCACUGAUUUACUUGGUGAAAUGAAUGAAUAAUGUUGAACUGCAAUGAGAUUUACAAACACCAGGAAGACCAGGGCGCCUGAUCUGAAACCGACCCGUUCUAACUUGACUGAAAUUUGCAGCUUCUCAAACCUAAGGACACUAGCACCACCUGUGAAGCACGGUGGUGCUAGUGUCAUUCUGUGUGUCUGUUUUACUGCCAGCAGUACUGAUGCAAUGCAAUAAGUGGAUUAGGGCUGAAACAAUUAAUCGAUUCAAUGCAUUGAAAUAAUUGUUAACUAAGUAAUUGGUCAAAUAACUAAAUGAUUAAAGCAGUAAUUAAACCAAAACUGUACUAUUUAUAUUUAUACAUACAUGUCUAUAAAAUAUACUAGCCAAAACUCUUCAGCUUUUAGAUUUAGCUUCACCAGGUUUAGAUUUAAUAAAGGAAUUCUGUUAUUCCUUUUUAGCCAAUAAGAUGUUUAUUUUCUUAUUUAAAAAAGGAACUGAAUUAUUUGUUUAUUUAGAUCUUUUAAUGUGUUUCUAGUAUUGUAUGACAAAGGCUUAAGUGGUUAAAUGAAAAGUCUACAGAAGGUGCCUUUUUUUUAAACUCGAUUACUUAUCAGAAUAAUCGAUUACUAAGAUAAUUGUUAGUUAGUGGGUCUCUUGGGGAUGUUGGCCUAACAAAGUGUCUGAAACUGGCACCAGCCAAUUCGGACGGACGUUUGAACCCCUUGAACCAGGUGUGUGAAACUUGAACAAUGAUUCAUCAAAGCUUUUUUUUUUUUUGGAAUAAUUAGUGCUUGAAUAAUUAAAGCAAAGCAAAAUGUAAUGUUUUUGAACGGCUUUCCCAAAAGACCCUACCUCAACAUAAAAGAAAAGUGUAUGAAUUAUAUUUAAAGGCUGGGUUUAGUCAUGAAACCAAAAGCAUGUUUAAAGAGAACCUUGCUAAGAAAUAUUUUACCAAACAUCAAUAUUAGGGUAUUUCAUCAUGUCUGUUUAAUUUUCAGUGAGAAAAUCUGUAAUAAAUGUCAAUAUAUCCACAAAACGCAAAAUAACAAAUAAAUAAAGUUGUAUAAUCAUCUACCUUAGGGAAAAAUUUUUAAAUAAGUACUUAAAAGCCCAAACUGAACAGAGCAUUCAUGUCCAUGAAUCCCAAGUUUAUUUCUCAACUUGUGAUUGGAACUGUUUAUGCUACAUAAUGUGUUUUCAACACUUUCAUCAUUCACUUCAUCAAUACCAACUUCAACAUUCAGCAGAUACCUGGAAAACAUUUGAUUUAAUUUAGUGUUUCUUGUUAUGUGAUACUUGAAUGUCCCUAUUUUGUGAAACAAAGCAUGUUGGCUCAGAACAGCUAAAUUGACCCCAGAAAACGUCA